This is a messenger RNA of Rotaria sp. Silwood2, 459 nucleotides long. NCBI's taxonomy places the organism in Eukaryota, Metazoa, Rotifera, Eurotatoria, Philodinida, Philodinidae. The record is from the annotation of a GenBank genome assembly.
AUGAAUGAACAGUAUGUCAAUGCUAAAAUGAAUAAUUCGAAUACCAAUCAUAUUAAUAUACUUGAUUUGCCCAAUGAAAUAUUACUCAUCAUUUUCAAUAAAUUGAAAACCGUUGAUGCUGUCUAUUCACUUGUGCAUAUUAAUGAACGAUUUGAUCGAUUAGUACUUGAUUCACUUCAUGUUCGCAAUCUUGAUACGACGAGCAUGACCAUAAAAUCAUAUGAUGAUCGUACCUUUUCAAUAGACAAUCAUGUUCUUGAUAGAAUAUGUGAAAAAAUCUUACCUCAACUUCGUCAUCAAUUAAAUGCACUUACCGUUGAACAAAAUUCAGUGGAGCAUAUUCUUACUGUUAAUUAUUCUCAACUUUACCCCUUAUCACUUGUUAAUUUUGAAGAAGAAAUACUUUUUCAAUAUUUAACAGGUACACUACUUAUUGUUAAUUUUAUUCAUAUUAAUUAA